Messenger RNA from Sclerotinia sclerotiorum 1980 UF-70, 162 nucleotides. RefSeq lists its product with no specific name. The transcript has a single exon. The coding region runs from base 1 to 162 and encodes 53 amino acids. Lineage: Eukaryota; Fungi; Ascomycota; Leotiomycetes; Helotiales; Sclerotiniaceae. The record is from RefSeq and is a predicted model, not a curated record.
AUGUCUAAGACGAGGCAUCUGGGGUUUCUGAUCACACCCAAAUCACAUAAAGCUCAUAUAUUCUCGCCACUUCUCGUCUGUGUCGAGACCAGCGCUGAGAUUUUGCAAUCUGGUGAUCGUCGCUGCCAUUACGCUCUCUCCAUGUUCAACCACAUUCACUAG